Drosophila takahashii is the source of this 788-nucleotide messenger RNA. RefSeq names its product Non-SMC element 1 (gene Nse1). Gene Ontology annotation, molecular function: ubiquitin-protein transferase activity. Gene Ontology annotation, cellular component: Smc5-Smc6 complex; nucleus. The record is from RefSeq and is a predicted model, not a curated record. Gene Ontology annotation, biological process: double-strand break repair via homologous recombination. NCBI's taxonomy places the organism in Eukaryota, Metazoa, Arthropoda, Insecta, Diptera, Drosophilidae.
GUGACGGCGCGCAUUUUUUAUUAUUGGAGAUUUUGGAAUCGCUUUAAAAUUGAUAUAAUCACUGACCUACGAUACUCAUCAUGGAGGUGGUCAAGCGCGGCUUCCUCCGCGCCUGCAAGAACCACAGUUACCUGAGCUUCGAACUGAUCGAUAAUAUUCUGGGCCCGCUGUGCGCCCACCACAAGGUCCCGAAACCCUCCAGCAAGGAGGCCGUGAAGGCACUCGUGAGCGAAAUAAACGACACCAUCAGCGACUUGGGACUGACGCUCGUCUUCAUCAAGUAUCCAGUUAAGAGCGAGGAGUAUCUGGUGUUCGCCAAGACGGAUCCCACGCCCGACAACGUGGCCAACACGGGACUGUCGGCCGAGGAAUGCCAGUACUUCUCCAGGCUGCUGGACAAGAUUGCCUCCGAGGAGGACUGCCACAUCGCCUGGAAUGCGGCCUACAACCUGCAGGGCAACUCGAAGCCGCUGAAGAAGAGCCGCAUGCAGGAACUGCUGCAGAAGUGGACCCAAAUGGGCUACUUCAUGGAGCUGGACGAGAGCAUCUACCUGGGGCCGCGCAGCCUCGUCGAGUUGAGCUUCUACCUGACCACCAAUCACGGGGAGCACAUCAAGAACUGCAUGCUCUGCAAGUGCCUGGUGCUGUGGGACAUCCGCUGCGGAUCGUGCAGCAUCCAGUUCCAUCGGGAGUGCAUCCACACCUACCUGCAGCGCCGCGAUAUCUGCCCGUCCUGCGGCAACAAGUGGACGACGCCUCUAAGACGUUCCACUAGUUCAUCUUCAUAA